Messenger RNA from Nymphaea colorata (pocket water lily), 429 nucleotides. RefSeq lists its product as uncharacterized. The record is from RefSeq and is a predicted model, not a curated record. Gene Ontology annotation, biological process: translational initiation. Gene Ontology annotation, molecular function: RNA 7-methylguanosine cap binding; translation initiation factor activity. Gene Ontology annotation, cellular component: eukaryotic translation initiation factor 4F complex. The transcript has a single exon. Bases 1 to 429 code for a protein of 142 amino acids. Lineage: Eukaryota; Viridiplantae; Streptophyta; Magnoliopsida; Nymphaeales; Nymphaeaceae.
AUGAAACUGCCCUCAGAGUUCGACGUCGACGUGAAGGUCAUGCUCUUCGAGGAGAAAUGCGCGCCCAGGUGGGAGGAGUGGCUCGAAAGCGGCUGUCUCAUCAUCCAGUUCAAAGACACCAAGGAGAGCAACGAAUCGGAGGCACUGGACCAAAUAUGGGAGUACCUGCUGUUCGGCCUGGUGGGAAACCAGCUGGACAGGGAUAUCAUCGGGAUCUGUCUCAGCAAGCACGAGAAGCAGACCCUGGUGGAGGUGUGGCUGAGGAGGAAGGACAAGCGGGUGCUCAUCGGCAAGCGGAUCGAGGAGCUGAUCGAGAGGGAUUUGCACUUCGUGUGCACCAAGCUGAAGAAGCCGAUUCGGGUGGUAUACAAGGAUCACAAGGUGAGCAUGGAGGUAUUUAUUUGCGUAUGUAGAACAACUCCACCAUGA